Messenger RNA from Colletotrichum gloeosporioides, 1995 nucleotides. RefSeq lists its product as uncharacterized. The transcript has 4 exons. Bases 1 to 1995 code for a protein of 664 amino acids. NCBI's taxonomy places the organism in Eukaryota, Fungi, Ascomycota, Sordariomycetes, Glomerellales, Glomerellaceae. The record is from RefSeq and is a predicted model, not a curated record.
AUGUUCUCUCCCAAUAGACCGCACCUCAAUCACCCACCUACCAUGUCAAUUUCUACCACUUACCAAGACAUGAACCCCGAACCUAUCUGCCACAUUGUGGCCCCUGUGGGCUGCAUGGGCUACGGCUUCGACGAAGAUCUCGUGGCGAUUGAACUUGCUCAGCUCGUCCCCACGGGGGUACCAACUGCGAUCAUUCUUGACGCAGGCUCAACAGACAGCGGGCCAGAGAAACUGGCCCUAGGAACAAUGACUUGUCCACGUUCGGCAUAUGUCAAAGAUCUCACGAAGCUGUUGAAGCUCGUACACACUUUUGGUGUCCAGUUGAUCUUCGGCUCUGCCGGCGGCGACGGGGCAGAUGAACAUGUUGUCUUGAUGCAAGAGAUCAUUGCUGAAAUAUCGGCUGACAAGGGGAACGAACACUACUCUUUCAAGACAAUCUCUAUUUUCUCCGGUAUCGACAAAACCAUCGUCUUUGGCCGACUAAAAGCUAGCCGCAUCACUGGAUGUGGAACCUGUGUUCCAGCCCUCACAGAAGGCGAUGUUGAAGCUACUCCGCGAGUCGUUGCACAAGUCGGCCCGGAGCCUUUUAUCGAUGCGAUGGAAGCUGAUCCGGAUUUUGAUAUCAUCGUUGGAGGCCGCGCAUACGACCCGGCUCCCUAUGUUGCGUACUCCAUGUUCCAGCUCAAGCGGCAACAUCCAAAUCUCAGCGAACAGCAGCUCGGAGAGAGGCACGGCGGAUUCCUGCACAUGGGCAAAAUUAUGGAGUGCGGAGGGCAAUGCUCCACGCCAAAGUCGCAUGGUGCGGUCGCAACCAUCUACCAAGACGGUGUAUUUGAAGUCCGACCCAUUGCAGCUGAGUCAAGAUGCACGCCCCUUUCAGUGGCAGCGCAUUCAUUGUAUGAGAACACUAGGCCGGACAUUCUAAGAGGUCCCGGCGGUGCGCUCCAUCUUGACGGCGCCAAGUACGAACAACUUGAAGAUGACAGGACGGUUCGCGUCCGUGGGGCUGAGUUUCGAUCUUCUACGACGAACGGCCAGCCUUACCAACUCAAACUAGAAGGUGCAAAGGUUUUGGGAUACCGAUCGAUAGUCCUGGGAAGUGUCAGAGAUCACAUACUUAUCAACCAGCUGGACCAUUUGCUUUCCCUUGUGAAGGCAUAUGUCAAGCAGCAACAUCCAAAUAUCCCUGGACACUGGGACCUCGAUUUUCACACUUACGGCCAGGGCCAGAGCACCCCACUGGGUCCCGGAGAAGUUUUUAUCGUUGCAGAGGCCGUUGCACCCACCCAGGAGCUGGCAACCGGACUUGUCUCUACGGCAAGGAUCGGCAUGAUUCACGGUCCUUAUCCGGGUCAAAAAGCGACGUCCGGUAACUUUGCUUUUGGCAUCGCGGGGAAACUUGAGAUCGAGACUGGCCCUUGCUGCCAGUUCUCCAUUUAUCAUCUUAUGGACCUUGAGCCCGGCGAGCAGCGACUUGGGUCCCAGUUGAUCCGCGCCACUGUGGCUACCAUCGGCAAUCCAAACAAACCCAAUACCAGACAAACUGGUCAUCAAAACCCUUCUCAGGGGCAGCUGACGAUACCGAAGCAACAUAAACUGUCACUGAGCCCCACUAUAAACAGCCACGAGGGAGCAAAACGUACACCGCAGACACUCUCUGACAUCUCACGGGUUCUGCGGUCCAAGAACGCAGGCCCCUACGAGGUUACGAUAGAUGCAAUCUUCGAGUCUAAGUCGACGUAUGACGCUGUCAAGGAUUCCGGUCUUUUGUCCGCAGAGACCGUCUCACACGCUCUCAAUGUUUCGCAGAACGACAUAGUAUGGAUGGGGUUCUUUGACCCGGCAAUGGCGUUUAAAGUGACAAUUCCUCGCUUCCGCGCUGGCAAGAAGGCCCCUGCUGGGAGUUUCAUGGAAAAUGAUAUUCACGGGUCACAACAGCAUCUGGGUCUAUCAACUUUGAGAUUGGGUCCGAAGUUGAUGCAUCUCUAUAUUUGA